UUUUUUUUUCAAUUUCAAUUGUGCUAAAGGGAUGAAGGGGAAGAGAGUAUGGUGUUGUGAAUUUUGCUACGGAGAACAAAGAAACACCCGUACAACAAAGAAAUCCCUAUGAACAAAGAAUCAACUGAAAUUCAGUUCUUCUCUUUAUUCAUUCAUAUAACGAACACCUUAUUUCUCUUUAAACCAUUCUUUGUUGGAAUCGUUCAAACAUUUCGUUUGUUUCGUUUGUUCUGGGUUUUUUCUACAUUUUUCUACAAUUUUCUUAUUUCGCUCUCUCUCUCUCUCUCUUUGUGUCUUUUUUCUCUUUUGCAACCCCCACCCGUCUUGGUCCAUAUCCAAGGCUCUCCUUUUAACACACACACCCUCUCUCUUUCUUUCUUCCUCUCACUACCACUACCAUCUUUUAUCCUCAAAAUGUUGCUCUAUUCCUCUAUAUGAACCAUAAGCAUCUCAAUUGUGUCGUUUUUGAGUCAUUCUUUUUAACAAAAGAACCAAUUCCUCUCUUCCUGCCUCAGAAACCCAUAUUUCUUUCUCUCUAUACAAAACAACAAUCCACCAACAGAGAAUUCACCUACUUGUUCCAUGCAUUGUCCCUGAUUUCUUUGUUUGUUUACUUUUUUCGAUUUGUUUACAUGUUCUUUGAAUUGUCACUUGAGAAAAAAUUCAGGUACCAAUCAUAGUCGGUUUCCCCAUCUCUUUUUGUUUUUCUUGCUUUGCCAUUCGUCUUUCAUUCGAACCCUAAGAAGGCGGAAUUCGACUUCCUCCAAUGGAACUUCCGUAAUCUUCCUUAUUUGGCAUCACUGAAACCCAAAGAAACCAACCGAAUCCUUUCUUGACUUCCGUCUUCCACCUUUCGGAUGCCUUUAUCUUGACUACCCCUUUUGGUUUUUGUGCUUUGUGAGCCAUUGAAUUAUGCAUAAAUGGGUUUCUUUCCUAACCUCAGUUGUUCUUUUUCCUUUGUGUAUAUUACAUUCAACCUUCUUAGUCCGUCCAUUUGACAUCGAGCUUGUUUGUUGAAUUUAUUCUCUCCAGUUUCAACUCUUUAUUUGUGUGUGUUUUUUCUUUUCUUGAAUAGAAGACAGUACAUUUGAUGGAAAUAUUGGUCCUUGUUCACUUUUAAACAAUUAGUUGGUAGAACUUGUAAUUAGGUUGAAGUUAUCUACCUUGGAAUCGUCAUCUUUGUGGAGAAUUUUGUUUUGUUUGUUUUCCAUAUCUAGCGCGAAAUCUUUAGUCUAGUUAGUCACUUGAGUGUGUGUGUGUGUGUGUGUCUCUUUCAUUUGGGAAACCAUAAAGAACGAGCAUGGGCUAUAUUGCUUUCUAACCGUUUCAAAAGAUUUUAUUUUAUUUUAUUUUAUUUUUUUUUGUGAUAUUAUAAGAAGAGGAAAUAUAGGAAUUGAAAAAAUAAAACCUGGUUUUUUUUGAAUUCCUUUUUCUCUUAUUCAUAUUUUUAUUUGUCUGUUGGUCUCUUGCGUUUCAAUUUUGAAAUCUGAAAAGUACUUUCGCAUCCGCAUUUUCUGAUUUUCCGGCGUCCCGGUCUUCUUUUUCCUUUUUCUCUUUUUUUUAUUGGACUAUUUUCUCUCUCGAGUUGUUUUCUAGUCACCAUUGUCCUUUCUCUUAAUGUCUGCCGUUAAUCCCUUGUCUGCUCGUCGUUCGAAAGAAUACAAUCGCAUUUUCAAGGGUGCUGCAGUCUUGACCACCUUUGCUGCCUUGUACCUUGUCACUUCUUCCAAUGGUUCUACCACAGUCAAGGCGAAAGCUUCCAUCAAAGGUCUCUACAAUUCCUCUGGAAACGAUUGCUUUCUGAACAGUGUCCUUCAAGCUCUUGCUAGUCAAUCUUCCUUGACCGAAUUCCUUCAACUUCGUGCUUCUUCUUCCACUUUAUACGCCGCCCUCCUUGAUUUCCUCAAAAGUCUUAAUUCCGGUAGCUCGAAACCCAUCUCUGCCAAUUAUUUCCUUAAUCUUUUGGAAAGGAUCACGAAUAAAGUAAUCUUACGCUCAUUGCAACAAGAUGCCCACGAAUUCUUACAAUACCUUUUGGAAAUCAUCGAAUCCCAAAAUCUCUCCUUGCCCUCUCCUCCCUCCUCUGUCCGUAUCCUCGGAUUUCCUGCACAGCUUCCUUUCAUCGGAAUCAUCCUUCAAACCGUUCAAUGCUCUUCUUGUUCCGCUAAAACUUCCACAGUUUUCAAAAAUACCACCUUGCAAUUAAGCUUUCCCUACGCCCACAAUGCUUCUUCCAUUACCUUGUCCCAGCUUUUUGCUUCAAAUGGAUUCGAACAAAUCGAUGAUUAUAAAUGUGAUACCUGCUAUCCUCAUACCAAAAAAACCACCUCUUGUUUCCGUUUCGUCCAAUGGAAGCGUCCUCCUACCCUGCUUCAAAUUCAACUAGAGCGGUCUUGUUAUACUUCCUUGGGUCUUUCCAGAAAUAAUACCGCUGUUCGUUAUGAAAAGUCUUUUCUACUCCAAAAUCGUUAUCGAUACCAUCUCCGCUCCCUCAUCACUCAUCAUGGUGGUGCAAAUUCUGGUCAUUACAUUUGUUAUCGCAAAAAGGAUAAUAGUUGGUGGAGUGCAAACGAUACCAUCAUUUCUAAAUGUUCCAUUGAAAAAGUAUUGGAUCAACAUCGACAGGUGUUUAUGCUAUUUUACGAAAUGGAAUCCCCUUUUGAAUUGGAUUAAUUCAUUCCCUUACCUUUUUACAUCUUAUUAAUCCUACUCAUAAAUACUUCAGUUAGGCUUUCCUCUCACCUCAGAAAAAAUUUUAAAAGUCGGUUUGGUUUUUUGGUUCUACAUUUCUUAAUAUUGUUUUCUUUUUUUCGACAUCCUUUUCCCAUCCAACUUCUGUUUAAUACUUUUUCUUUUAUUUAAAUCUAUUCCAUAGUUCCUUCUACUUAAUGAUUUUGUUUUUAUUUUUUUUCAUUUUUCUUCAUGUAACCACCGUAUCUGUCCACAAAGCCGCAGCUUUGGCUUUGAGAU
This is a messenger RNA of Schizosaccharomyces octosporus yFS286, 2970 nucleotides long. RefSeq names its product ubiquitin carboxy terminal hydrolase Ubp11. Bases 1618 to 2673 code for a protein of 351 amino acids. NCBI's taxonomy places the organism in Eukaryota, Fungi, Ascomycota, Schizosaccharomycetes, Schizosaccharomycetales, Schizosaccharomycetaceae. The record is from RefSeq and is a predicted model, not a curated record. The transcript has a single exon. Gene Ontology annotation, biological process: protein deubiquitination. Gene Ontology annotation, cellular component: nucleus; cytosol. Gene Ontology annotation, molecular function: cysteine-type endopeptidase activity; cysteine-type deubiquitinase activity.